CCUCCUCUAUGUAAAUAAGGUGGGCGACCGCCCAUCUGCGGGCGGGCUGGCGCUGUCACGUGGCGCGGCGCUUCCUUUCUCUGUGCGCCUCUCUUUCCUUCCUCGGCCGCCAUCUUGUUCUCGCCGCGUGUUGGCAGCGGGGGCUCCGCCGCGCUCAGACGUAGCACUAUGAACCAAGAAAAACUGGCCAAGCUUCAAGCGCAGGUCCGAAUAGGAGGAAAGGGAACAGCUCGCAGAAAGAAGAAGGUGGUGCACAGAACAGCUACAGCUGAUGACAAAAAACUUCAGAGUUCCCUCAAAAAAUUGGCUGUAAAUAACAUUGCUGGCAUUGAAGAGGUGAACAUGAUAAAAGAUGAUGGAACAGUUAUUCACUUCAACAACCCCAAGGUUCAAGCUUCCCUCUCUGCCAACACUUUUGCAAUUACUGGUCAUGCAGAGGCUAAACCGAUCACAGAAAUGCUUCCAGGCAUCUUAAGCCAGCUUGGUGCUGACAGCUUAACAAGUCUCAGGAAGUUAGCUGAACAAUUCCCAAGACAAGUGUUGGAUAGUAAAGCACCAAAAUCUGAAGAUAUUGAUGAAGAAGAUGAUGAUGUCCCAGAUCUCGUAGAAAAUUUUGAUGAAGCAUCAAAGAAUGAAGCUAACUAAAACAUUAAUAGUUCUGGAAGCUGGCAUGGACUAGAUUUAAGAAAUCAGCUAUGUGGUUCCAAAGUUUUAAAGAAACAGAGAACAUCAUCUGUUAAUAGUUCAGUAAUAUAAAUAUUUUGUAUUUUUAUGAUGCUGUUUGUUCAGCAUUUUCUGUCAGUUGAUUUUGCAUUUUGCACUUACUCCCAGGAUCUACUCUUUUGGUCAAAAAGAAAUGUCUGUGCAGUUUGAGGGGUGUGUGUAUGUGUGUGGGUGUACGUAUAGUGGAGAACAAAUUGGAGGACACAUAUUUAACCAUUUACCCUUUUCCUUUGGAAGUAGAAAUAAAAUAAAUCUUCAGCAUCAUUACUUUGAUUAUCACCAAAUAGUGCACAGAGGGAGUUAAGAUUAACGUUUUGUCCACAUUUUGUGACUGAAGGCAUUACACCAUUAAAACUUGGGGUUAAUUUGCUGUAACUAUUGUACUUGCAGGUGUGUUUCUCAAUGUACACAUAUUUGUUAUCAACCUUGUGUUGAUCCCAGGAUGUAGGGGAGAUGAGCUGUUUUAGCGGCUUGUUUGGUACAGUAACUUUUUAAAAACUUGGUCUCAUCAAAGUGUGCUUUUUUUAAACCUUUUUCAAUUUUUUUUUUUCUCUAAAGUUUUGAUACAAGCUAAUAUUUGACUCCUUCCCUGUAGACUUAGCAGUAUGUUCUCCUGUUGGUAACUAAAGUAUUUCCCAGUCAAAAGAAAAACACCUUGGUUCUCUACUGUCAGGUCACUUCCUAAGCUUGCAGGUCUGGUUGGUAACAGUCCAGUGCACCAGUUUUGCACAGUAACAGGUUUUUGCUUGAAUAACUUCAAGCUGUUCUCUUGGCAUGACUGCAUUUACUAGCAGCUGAUGAUCCACUCAUUCUUAGGGCACUAGGAACUAAAUGCACUGUGUGAACAAUGUUUAGGGUGGGAGGAAAGAGUUGUUGACACUUUGCCUUGCUUCCUGCUGGGCAGUCUGUGCAGUGACUAGCUCUAAAGGGAUUUUUUUUCUUUUUUUUUUUUUUUUUUUUUUUUUUUUUUUUUUUUUUUUGCCUGUAACUUACCUUGGCCUAUAACCUACCUCUAGGUUUGGUGUCAUCUAUGUCGUAGCUUCUUACAAAACAAAUGCUCCUCAGGCAUAAGGAGGACAUUGGGAGGUACUGUUGGUACAGUGCAGUAUUUAUGACCUUUCUUUAAAAUGCUUAAUGUGAAGCCGUUUUCUCAGAGGCUCUUUCAAGGUUCUUGAUGUAAUGUGCAUUACAGUAUAGUUAGACAUCAUUGUAAACUCUGUCAAGGGCAGCUGUGGCUUACAAAAGCCACUUUGGUUUUUUUUCCUCUACAUCUGUCACUAAACUAUGGCUUAAUUGGAACAUAUCAGCUUUUGGUGUAGGCUCAUAUGCUAGAGAACUGUAAUAGUACAAGCAAACAGUCCAUGAGUUCUGGAGACUUCAUGAACCCAGGGAAGUAGAGCUGUAGUGGUUUGGCAGCUGAACUCCUCGGUUCAUUUUCUAGGCUUCGUUCAGUUUUUCCUGUUAUAUUUUAUAUACUACGUGGAUCUUACUACAAAAUAAAAUAACAGUACAAAAGAGGAAAUGCUCCCUCCUGUGUGUUGUCUGCUCCUCCCACCAGCACUGGCUGAGGAAAGCAGGUGGAUGCAGCAGCUGUUUGAGACAGCACUGCAUUCUUGGUGACAGUGACCAAGACGCCGGGCUAGGGAGGGUCCUGUUGAAGCUCUAGGAUUUCACACUCCCUAUACUCACUCCUAUUUUCUCUGUGCUGUUGAAAGAAUCUCUUGUUUGUUGUAUGGCUGAUCAGCUGCAGGUGAUUUGUUGUGUUUAUAAGGAGGAAAUGUCUCCACAAAUGUGUGCUCAGGCACAUGGAAUUGCCUUCUGCUAUUUCUGUGAGCCCAGGGAGCAAAGGAAGGACACUGGUAUUUGCAGUGUUCCUCCGUUUGCUUAAGAGGCACAAGUGAAGAACCCUUUCAAGUAGCAACUGUACAGAAUUGAUAUAUGGGACAUCCCCUUCCUAAAUAUUAAUCAGAUACUGAAAAUUCCUGCUUGUUCAUUCUGAUGUAGGAGGUAUGUCAAAAGUAAUUUUGUGAGAGACUAAAAGUAAGCCUUGGAAACAAUGAUUCCCUCAGUUUAUAUAGCUGAACUUUCUGAUUCCUACAAAAUACUGAUUUAGUUUUUGCUCUUGAAUUUACAUGUUAAACCCUCACAUUUUUCCUGUGUUGACAACCAGUAAACCAACUAACUAUGCUAGCUUAUGUAGUUAUAUUAUCUCCAGUUUUUUUCACUGUCUCUGGAAACAGUCAACCACUUAUGAUUUGCUGCUGGAAAUACUACAGCUUAUCAAUCAUUAAACUGAUUUUAAUUAAAAGUAGCCCAUAAAGGCUGUUGUGGGAAAAGCUCUUUUUCUUUUGUAUUUAUUCAUGGUAUAAGACAAACAGUGUUUGUACAUGCUGAUGGAAAUGCAAGGUUACUAAAAAUAGCUUUGGGGAGCGUUGGUAAAUAAAAACUCCCCUUAUAAAGGUGAACGCUAAGUUCUUUGCUUGGCUCGAAGCAUGGUAACCACCGUACUUCUGAAGCCCUUGUGCUUACUUGCUCUGUACUUAACUCUGCUGAUGUAUUAAAAAUACUGGUAAUGCUACUGACAUGCCAAAUAACUUAGCAGUGAUUGGAAAGUUAGGGAGAUGGAACAGAAAGGAAAUGGAAAUGUCUCCUGGAUUGUAUGUGAGGAAGUCAAAGCUCAACCAGUGAAAAUCAAAGAAUCAGCAAAUGUGUGAGACAGCAAACACUGACCUUCCUGCCCUGGCUGCUGGUGCAUUUGUGUAGUUCCCUAGUUUAUGGCUGGGAAACCUGGGUCUGGCUGGCCUCUCUGAGACAGGAGAGCAGUCUGUAAAAACCUGCAAUUGUUUCACGAUCUUCUCUAUGAAAGAAAUACUUGUGUGUGAUGGAUGCCGGGGGUUACAGCGCAGGCAGUGGAGCUGGGUGCAUGGAUUUCCCAUGCAGAGCUGGAGAACAAAGUGAAUUUACAGCUGGGAAUGUUUGUAGGGUGGAAAGAGUUAAUAUAAAAGGGAUGUUUAAUGCACAAUACAGACCUUGGAUUUUUUAUUUUUAGCUUUUGUUAUAUAGCAAUACUUGAAGAGUGCACAAGAAAUGAUAAGGAUGAAUUUAGAACUGCUGUGGAAAUAUGUUGAUAACUUGCUCAUAUUUGUCAACUUUCCAUGGGAACUAGGAGUUGCUAUGAGCUCCCUUCUGCCAAGAUCUUCACAAAUAAUGUUUUGGAUUUGGUGUGUAGAAAAUGAGCCCUGGAGGCCCUACAGCUGAUUUAAUUAGUGAGCAGUAGGUUGAUUAACCAGUGUACUUGUUAGCAGGAAGGAACUGAGGAAACCAUAAGAGCACAGUAAGGCUGGACUAUACAUGAGAAGAAUUCAUGCCCUUACUGAGGAAGGUCUAGGAGGAAUCCUCCUGAGGUUCCUUGGAGUCAGAACCCAUGGAGCUCUGGGCAGUAGGAAUUUGCAGAGGGCUGAGCAAAGUGUCCCUUAGCUGAAGUUGAGUGAGUGAAUUCUUCCAUUAGGACUGAAGAUCAGUCUGCUCAUAUUAUUCAAAGGCAGUAGUAGUUUGUUCAACAAAGUGAGUAGUCUUUAUUCUGAGGAUCCAGAUUUCACUAAUUAAAUGAUCCCUGUUUUGUACUUGAGCAAAUGAAGUGGUGCAGAAGAGAAGCAUAUCAGAACAGCAGCCAUAGCAGCUUCACAGAAGUGACAGCACAAGUGCAGGGAAUGGUUAUUUGCCUUUAACUGCUUUCCCAUUUAAUUUUUUUUUUAAUCCCUCCCUUUUAAAGACCAGUUUCCAGACACUGAAGAACUUAAUGGAUUUAUCCGGAAACAUGAGGGCUGCAGUAUCAAUCAAGGAUUUGGGGAGCAAGAGAAGACACUAUUUCUAAAAUUGGUAGUCUUGAUUCUGUCUAAUGCAACUUAGCUGAUAAAGAAGAGCCAGUGCUGUGAGACCAGCUCUCUACAGACAUUGGGAAGUGUGGCGCAAACAACAUUUUGAGAACAGCAGAUCUCAUUUUGAGGCCGUGUGCGAAGCUGGAAAUUUCCAAGCAAUGCAAAUUAUUGCCUGACAUAGAUGUUGUGGUAUUGUCUGAGAAACAGGACUGCUGAAUUUGACUGCCAUCACAGUGUGCUGAUACUUUCAAUGUGCUCAGGUCCUCAUGUUCAUUAUGGUUCAGGAUGGCCAGUAUUUGUUGGAAAAGAAAAAAGGAAAGUAGUAACUACUCAGAGCAAGAAUUCACUUGCAUUGAAUAAAUAUGGUGAGCAAUUCUUUUUAUUAGUUUCUCUCUUGAGACAUUAAUCUGCAUUAAAAUUUGUAUGAGAUCUGCCUUGGUUUGAUUUUUCCCUUUUAUCUGAACACUUAGAUAAGCCAAGAUAAGAGAGAGGUGGUUAAAUACUUGUCCUCAAUUACUCAUGCCCUCAUAAUCAGCCCCAUGAAAAAUUACUGCAGGAGGAAUUACAUGCAUUGUUCUACUUGCACAAUAAAAACAAGCUUUAACAGUUGUUCCUACCAUAUUUAAGUAAUCCUGUUAAAGCAGAAACAUUUGCAAGUUUUAUACUUGGAACGUCUCUCUGAUUUGAUAAAAGCAAAAUAAGACAGAUGUCAAAGAUGCCAAAGAGCAUUUUUCUUUUCACCCCUUCUUUUCUCUCCCCCAGAAGUGCAGCUUCUUGAUGUAGGUGCUGUUAUUUACUGUGCCCUAUUUAGUUCUGUAUCAUAGUCUAAAUUGUUUGCAAGGGUUCUGGCACUUUGAAAUGGGGUACCAGCCUUUUUUAGCAAACUCAAAGCAUUCAUCUGACUGACUGCUGAGGUACAAACAUGAACAACACAGAGACAUCUCUCACUGAGAUGUUGAGGAAGUAGCUGGUCAGGCCUUCCCAAGUGUCUGACUCACAGCACUCCACAAAAUCUCAAUCAUGUGAUUUAGCAAGGCAUAAAUAAGCCCAAGGUGGUUUUUUAUAGGCUUAAUUACACACAGUGAAGCAAUGUCUUUUUGCUUGAGCAGGGAGUUGCUACACUGCUGUGAAGGCAAACCAGUGCCAGGAGAACAGGAAGGUUCCAGCAGAGCCAUGGAGUUCAUGAGACAAGCAGGAGGAGUGUGUGUGCACUUCCAUGGCACUUGGUGGUGGGGUUUGCCUGUGAUGGUAAGACAGAUUGAUUCCCCGUUUGCCAUCACUGCUGACUCAAUAAAUGAUAUGAUCAAGAAGA
Messenger RNA from Serinus canaria (Common canary), 5913 nucleotides. It is a transcript of the gene BTF3L4, whose product is annotated as basic transcription factor 3 like 4. The record is from RefSeq and is a predicted model, not a curated record. The transcript has 8 exons. Bases 169 to 645 code for a protein of 158 amino acids. Lineage: Eukaryota; Metazoa; Chordata; Aves; Passeriformes; Fringillidae.